AGGUCAGAUCCCAUAACUGAUGGAGAUGAGAGUUAAAUCCAGAUUCCAGAGUUUACACUCUAAACUACCAUCUCAUUUUACAGUGGGUAAAAAAAUUAAAAAAAUUUAAAAAGGGAAGAAUGGUCCUUACAUGAGACUUUGGGGCCUUUCCAAGAUACUGGAAAGCCAGAAAUGUCCUCCAAAGCUCUCCUUGCCGUCCACGGUGUGCAGGGAAAGUGGAUGUGGGUGAGAAUGUGGGGCAGCCUGGGGCCCUGUGGGGCUCUGCCCAGGAACCUGGCACACAUCACCUGUCUUCCUCUCUCAAAUGCAGUUUUCCAUUUGCAAAAGGAGCUGUCUCAUACAAUGGUUCUGAGACACCAAAGCAAUCAUCUAAGCAAAUGCACUUUACACAUUGCAAAGGCUUAACAGAUAUUAUUUUAUCUAGAAAAAAUGAUUUUUAGCUUUUUAACAACAAGCUUGCAGGAAACACACUGUUCUACAGCUGUUCCCCCUCAGCUCUUCUCUCCUGAACCGUCCUCCCAUCUGACCUUUGAACUCCAUCACUCCAGGGCUAAAUACCUUGAGGGAAGGGAGCCAAGUCCCACAUGAAGGGAAGGGAGAUGGGCUGAAAUCACUAAACCCCUGAAUUUGGAAAGAAGCUCAUAGAUUUGAAGCAAAACCUCAAGGAUAAACUAUUUUUUAAUGUCCAUGGGUUUUUUUUGUGGGGGGGUGGAAUUUUAGGAAGGUUACAUUCCUAUUCCUUGUACAGAAAUGCCCUUCCAGGGAACAGAAGGCUUUGGCCUCCGCAGCCUGGUGCCGUCACCAAGCACUGCAGUCCGUUGCACAGAGCAAGCAUGCCCCUUAUACCAGGUGAGAACGGACAACCAUAAUGGAACCCAAACCUCAGAAGACUCCAGGCAGACAAUUUACAUUUUAUUAUGAAAAUGAAGUCUACAAACAAGAUUACUUUAUUAAAUCACCACCUCCUCAGCUUUUCUUCUCUGCAGCCUCUUGGAAAAAACGUUUUUUCAUUCUGUCAAAGAGUGGGGAAAAGGGCUUUCGUCUUUCCUAUUACAAGGACCAUCAUCAUCGGGGGUCUAUUGAAAUCGAUCGAAAUUCCAGUGUAGAAGUUGGCAUAAGUAGCCAUGAAAAAAUGCAGUCUGUACAGAAGAUGUUCAAAUGCCACCCUGAUGAAGUGAUGUCCAUCAAAACCACAAACAGGGAAUACUUCCUCAUUGGCUAUGACAGGGAGAAGAUUAAAGACUGGGUCUCCUUCUUGUCAUCACUCUGCUGGGAUGUAAAAGCAGCACACCGCAAUGCAGAGCAGGAGAAAUUUGCAUUGGAUGAUAAAAGGCACUUUUCAGACCCCAGCCCUCUCCUUGGUUCUGCCUGCGCACCAGAGGCUGUCAGCGCCACCAUGCCAAGAAAGAGUCUUCCAGACAUGCAUUUAAUGGAAACAAGUUCUCCAGGACUCAGACAAACUCAUCUACCACAUGAUUUCUUGUCAGAGACCACUCAAGAUACAAAAGAAGAGAGUUAUUAUCUUAAUCCUCGAAGUAUUCUUUUAGAGUUGGAUAAAAUAAUUGCUGCCAGUGAUUCUGGUGAAUCCCUUGAACCUGGUGAAACCCUUGAACCUGGUAGUGAAACCCUUGAACCUGGUCGUCCAGACCAGGCCUCCAACAACACUGAGCGCCAGUACAUGUCAAUGAAAUCCUGUCUUUUCAACGAGAUGUCCCAGGAGUCUGCUGAUAGCAAAGAGGAAUCCCAGACGGUUGCAGAGAUCCAGAAUGGGGAGCUUGACCUGCAAGGACAAGCCUCAGGAACGAGCUCUUAUCUUUCACCUGCCAGUAUGGAAGCACAGACCACGAAUGACAAAAAGGGGUCGGCCUCUCUAACUGUUGUGCAAUUGUCUAUACUAAUCAAUAACAUCCUCGACGAAAGCCAAGUGGAGAUGCUGAACGUGUUCCUUUCUCCUGCUGACGUCAUAAACUAUCUUGCUCUCAGAGAAGCUGCAGGACGGAUAUGUGUGGCUCAGUGGGAAGGCCCCCCGCGCCUGGGAUGCUUAUUUUUUCAUGGAGAUCACCUUUUGGCCGUGAAUGACCUGAGGCCCCAGAACCUAGAGGAGGUCUCUCUGUUUCUCAGCCGGUCCAUCCAGAGGGAGAAAGUAAAACUCACCAUUGGUCGGAUCCCAAAUUCAGAGAAAUUCCACGCUGAAGCCUGUACGUGCUCCUUGAAAGAUCAAGGUGUUAUACCUUUUCAGCUGGAUACAUCUGCACUGGAGAAGAUACUGAAGAGGAGCCCAGCCAUUAAAAAGGGUCAGCAGAAAGGGGCUGCCGAGUAACAUGCUGGGGUCCAUUGCCACCGAUCCAGGACAGACUCGGACUCUGCUGAGCUCUGCCACUCCCUGCUGUGUGAUAGGAGGCAAGUCGGUGCAUCUCUCUGAACUUCUCCAUCUGCAUCUUAACAAAGGGAAAAACCAUCCCUUCUCUGGCUAUUGCAACAGGGCUGUUGAGAGGACCAAGUGGGGUAGUGAUGAUGGAACACAGUGAAAAUAUAAGGCUUCUUAGCUCAGAUUUUGUCCCAAACACCACAGACAGAGAUUGGGUAAGUUUCUCAUCUACAAUGUGCUUUGCAUUUCUGUGAGGUCAUGGUCUCCGUUAUCUCUUCUUUGUUGAAGAAUGGACCACUGGAAGUACUCAUUCCAGGAAAGCGAGAUUCCCGAGAGAGAUGUGAUCCCAUAUCUGACUUCCCAGCCACCUCCUGCCACUUACUAUGUCCAUAGCCCAGAGGGCCAAGCUCUUGGAAUCAAUAAUUACCUUAAUUAUCUUUAAGGAUCCAGUAACCAAUUUAGAAGUCGAAGCAGCUUUAAGGUUAUAUCCAGCAACGAUCUGUUUGCUGCACAGUAAGAGAGUCGCCUAGCAUGUCUAAGUUUGAAAGGUCUUAACUAAUUGAUGCAUUAAAUAAUCGAUCCUUGAAGGCUAAAAGAGUCAAGUCUUUUUUCAUAAUUAAAAAAAACCACAGAGAAAUGAAGGAUGAAUCAAAUCAGGGAAUGACAGAGCAAAAGAGGGUUUCACAAAAUAGGUCUUAAUGUGUUGCCAUUUCACAGGGGAGAAAACCAAGGCCUCACACAUUUAAUGAUAUACUUUCUUUGUGGCUCGGGUUUCAUAGCUUGUUAGUGGCAGAAUCAAGAAUCUAAAACCAGCUCUAAGAAACAAAUGUCCUGAUCUUUUUUUUUUUUUAAUAAUUUUUUUUUAUUUUCCCACUGUACAGCAAGGGGGUCAGGUUAUCCUUACAUGUGUACAUUACAAUUACAUUUUUUCCCCCACCUGAUCUUCACUUUGUAUUUGGAUUUAGAUUUGAAAAGACCUUCAGCACAUAGAUGAGACACUCAGAGACAGUUCACGUUUUGUUAUCUAAAUUGUAUAGAAAGUAUUAAAAACAUCAUUUGCAUUGGACCUACUGUUUCUUUUCUUUC
This is a messenger RNA of Sus scrofa (pig), 3454 nucleotides long. NCBI's taxonomy places the organism in Eukaryota, Metazoa, Chordata, Mammalia, Artiodactyla, Suidae. The record is from RefSeq and is a predicted model, not a curated record.